AUUUUUCAUUGGUUAAUUGGCAUUGUUUAAACGUAAACUUUUUGCUUCAAGAAAUACCGUAAUAUUGAUAAAGUCGCUUAUCAAUUAAUAUAUAGCAAUAAUUUCAGGUAGUACAAUUCACCGAAUUCAUGAGGUUAUAUUCCACUAUUAAUUUCCUGUGUAGAAGGCAUCACGAUGAAAUUAAUUUUUAUGUGAAACCUCCCAGCCGGUUCUAUUGUUUUUAUCAGAUCUGUUCCAAGAAUCUGUUUUCCAGAGACAGGUUGUCUCUACCGUUUUCCCUCUAGCUUUAUAUGAAUUCCUUUUAAUAAAUUUACCAAUCAGUGGAAUAAGAGGUUUCUAACAUGACUGUCAACCACAAAGAAUUAUAUAUUGCGGACAAUAUUGAUGCCCUCAAUGUUAUUGCAAAGGAUAGACCCCUGAUAAAAGGUGGAAAUUUCGACAGCAAAAUGAAGAAUCUAGAAAAGCUGUAUAAGAGUGCCCAGGACAAUUUCAUCGAUCAAGAAAAAGCAUAUAUAUUUUUAUUCAGGUUUCUGCUAUACUACGCACAUUACUCUCGAACAAUAAAUGAUACUCAUUUUAUGGAAAUACGAUUUGAAUCACAGUUGAAGAAAGCUAGGAGACAGCUAGAGGCUCUACAAAAGGAUUUGACUCGGAGAUAUUCUGAAAGAAAAGUUAAUGAAAAUGAAAAUAGGUCGCCUUUUAAGAAAACAUCUUUGAGCUCUGUCCCAAUAAAGAAGUUUCCAGAUAAUGAAAUUAAAUGUGAGGAGUUGUAUCUUGCACUGCAAGAUCCUAAAAAUAAUAUAUUGAUUGUUGAUGCUCGAUCUCGUCAAGACUUCAAAGAAUCAAGAAUAAAAGAAGGGACGGUCAUCAAUGUUCCUGAUGAUAUAAUUCAGUCAGGAUUAUCUGCACAUUGCAUUGGGGAAGUCAUACCAGAGGAAUUCAAACCUGUCUGGCAAAAGAGAGAUACUUUUGACAUUGUUGUGUUACUUGACUGGAAGAGUACUUCAGAAACCAUGGCAGCCACAAAAUUAGAAAAACUUUUAUCGUCAUUAGUUGAUUGGGAUACCAAUAGGACUUAUUCCCAAAAACCAAUCAUAUUGAGAGGAGGUUAUAUGGAGUGGGGACAGAAGUACCCUUCUCUUUGCAUUAAUUCAAAUGUUGUGAUGAAUAAAGUGAAUGAUGAACUGGACGAAUUAUUAGAUCUUGAUAAUAUUCAAUAUCCAUCUGAGGAAACUAAAGAACCAAGCAUACCUUUCAAAGAACCUAAUGCCGCUGUGGAAUCCGGUGCAUAUACGGGAACAAGAGAGGAUUUGAUUCAGAAGAAUAAGGAAUUAGCUAAGCAAUGCGAGAUUAUUUUGAACGAAAUUAUUGCUGGUGAAAAUAGGUGGAAAGAAGAAACGGACAUUGAGAAACGAUUGGAACUGGAAAAAACGAUAGCUAACUUAGAUAAGAAAUUCGAAGUGAUCAGUGAGGAGAAGAAUAAAACUCAGGAAUUGUUUGAAUUGUAUGCCCGGUUCGAUCCUCAGAAAGAAAGCCUGAAAGCGGAUCAUAUAAAGGAAAUUGCUGACAUUGACAAAUCUGAGAAUCGAAAAAUUCUCAUAAGACAAACGAUCGCUCAGCAACGCUUAGAUGUAUUAGCAAAAGCUCGUGCUUUGAAGCCAAAAGCUGCUGGGGAUCCUACCAUGGGAAUGAGUCCAAGCCUGGAUAGCGGUACAGGAUCAAAAGAAGUAAAGCCAGUGAAGCCUGUUAUUAACAGGGCUACCAAACCGACCAGUUUGAUACAGAGAUCUCAUCUUUUCGACGGUCCAUUAACUUUUAAUCCGGAUGGUGGUGGUUUAAUCGGCCUCAGGAAUAUCAGAAACACAUGUUAUAUGAACACAGUUGUUCAAUGCAUGAAGAGUGUACCCCAACUUGCAGCUUUGUUCUGCACAGGUUCUUACAGCGUGCAUGUAAGAAGAAAACCAGAUGCCAUAAUAAUUGAAACAGCCUUCCUGUUCCGUUCUUUGUGGUCCAACAUCCAAAAGUGUUUCAAUCCCAUACGUUUCUAUGAAAAGGUUGGUUCCAUUGAGCCAACCUACAAAAUGGGCAACCAUGAGGACUGUAUGGAAUUCUUCUUAUUCCUCCUCAAUAACCUGAGCGAAGAUUGUGCCUAUGACAUAACCAAGCCAGAUAUGAUGUCCCCAGCCCAACAGGCUUGGUUUACUCAGCUAGGAGGUAGAACAUCUUUUUUCGAUAUAUUUUACCAUCAAAUAAGAAUAACCCAAGUCUGUAAUAAUUGCAACAUAACAUCUCUCAAGUUUGAAAUGGAGAGCACUUUCAUGCUUCCCGUACCAGAGGAUGAUUUCAGGGUGGAAGAUUUGAUGAGGAACUACAUGCAGGAUUACAUCAUAGACGAUUAUUGUUGUUCUAAAUGCAAACAACCUGUGACCAAUUCGAAGAAGGUCUGUGUUGCACCGGAAAUUUUAGUGAUCGUUUUGAAGAGAUAUAAACAAACUGUUCGUAAUAACAAUGUGUCUGUAUCGAAAGUUGAUUCAAGAGUUUCAUUCCCAACGAGGAAUUUCCAUUUUGGAGGCUGUACCUACACGUUGAACUCAAUUGCAAUGCACUCUGGUUCAAUGACUUCCGGACAUUACACAGCAGCAUGCUUCAUAAAUUUCAAGUGGUAUGAAUUCAAUGAUGAACUGGUGAGGCCAGUUAGUUUGGAAGACGAUGCAUUGAGAGUCAAGGCUUGUGCUUUUUUCUACUCUAAAGAUUGAUACCGUUAAUGUGAUACCUGUUUAUGCCGAAUUCGUCAUUGUUGGAAUAUUGUAUAUUUUACUGAUAUUUAUUUUAUAAUCUUGUUAUCUGAUUAAGUAUUAUUCACAUUUAGUGUAGGUAUCUUUAUGCAGAACUAAUCAUGAAUAAAUUUUUUCGUAUGCAAUGUGGUUAAGUGUGAGAAUUAUAAUUUAUUACUUCGUUGUUGCACCAUUUAUAAUAUGUUUUACAAAAAAUCAUAAAAGUCCUUUGAUGGA
This is a messenger RNA of Coccinella septempunctata (seven-spotted ladybird), 3011 nucleotides long. RefSeq names its product ubiquitin carboxyl-terminal hydrolase 8-like. Gene Ontology annotation, cellular component: cytoplasm. Gene Ontology annotation, biological process: protein deubiquitination. The coding region runs from base 342 to 2756 and encodes 804 amino acids. NCBI's taxonomy places the organism in Eukaryota, Metazoa, Arthropoda, Insecta, Coleoptera, Coccinellidae. The record is from RefSeq and is a predicted model, not a curated record. Gene Ontology annotation, molecular function: cysteine-type deubiquitinase activity. The transcript is spliced from 8 exons.